Messenger RNA from Cryphonectria parasitica EP155, 510 nucleotides. RefSeq lists its product as uncharacterized. The transcript has a single exon. NCBI's taxonomy places the organism in Eukaryota, Fungi, Ascomycota, Sordariomycetes, Diaporthales, Cryphonectriaceae. Bases 1 to 510 code for a protein of 169 amino acids. The record is from RefSeq and is a predicted model, not a curated record.
AUGCGUAUUCCUCUCGCCGCCGCUGCCACAUUGAGGGUCUUCCUCCUCCUGUCGGCCGCAUUCUUCUCGGCCAGCGUCUUGGCCUCACCCAUGGACCCCAGCCAAGGCAGCAUCAAGAUCGUCUCGCGCCAGACGGCCGGCAGCCCGCUGUUCACAGAGCAAGCCUGCCAGCAGUACAGCCGCAUCGCCAACCUAUCGGUCAUUGGCAGUAACUCGACGAUGCGAACAACCUUCCUCGACGUCAGCCCCGCCGGCACACUCUCUAACUCGGCCAUGCUCAAUGAGGCCAUCAAGAACCUCCCGAUGCUGACAGCCGAUGCCAAGCUCAACGAGGCCUGCGGCAACCUGACCACGGUCGCGACCACCGAGGCCGCCAACAACUUCACCAAGGGAAUCGUUGCGCAAUUCACCUUCACGGGCAACCAUGCUUCGAUUGUCAACGGUCCUGUCGUGGCUGGCGUGGUCAUCAUGUGUCUGGUUGUCAUGCUGGGACCUAUAUCGGCUUUGUGA